UAUCUCCCAAGGCAGAAAAACAAGGGGUCGGGGGUGCCCAACAGGAAAGAAGGUAUUCUGGCUAACCUCCAGGGUCUCUGAAGGCUGUGUGAGAAACUAAGGUCAACUGCUCGCGAUAUCUUACGACAUCGGCGUAAUAAGCCCCACUGAGCCACAGCGCUGAGGAGGAGAAGCUCGCGAGAUCCCUGAGUUGCCGAGGAGACUAGGAGGAGGUGGAGAGGUGAUCUCGCGAAAGGAAAGAGGUCGGGAGCGCUCGCGAGAUCUCAGACCACCGGACCCGAAAGGUUCUUUGGAAGUUGAAGGGCCUAGAGGAGGCCCCGAGGCAAAUGGCCGGAACUGCACCGACCAUGCUACUACGAGAGGAGAAUGGCUGUUGCAGUCGUCGCCAAAGCAGCUCCAGCGCCGGGGACUCCGACGGGGAGCGAGAAGACUCGCCGGCUGCACGCGCCCGGCAACAGCUAGAGGCGCUCCUCAACAAGACUAUGCGCAUUCGCAUGACAGAUGGACGGACACUGGUCGGCUGUUUCCUGUGCACCGACCGCGACUGCAAUGUCAUUCUGGGCUCGGCGCAGGAGUUCCUCAAGCCGUCGGAUUCCUUCUCUGCCGGGGAGCCUCGUGUGCUGGGCCUGGCCAUGGUACCCGGACACCACAUCGUUUCUAUUGAGGUGCAGAGAGAGAGCCUGACGGGGCCUCCGUAUCUCUGACCACGAUCACGCAUGUUUUUCAGACUUCAUUAAACCUAUGACCGAA
Messenger RNA from Galeopterus variegatus (Sunda flying lemur), 750 nucleotides. RefSeq names its product N(alpha)-acetyltransferase 38, NatC auxiliary subunit (gene NAA38). Lineage: Eukaryota; Metazoa; Chordata; Mammalia; Dermoptera; Cynocephalidae. Gene Ontology annotation, molecular function: RNA binding. Gene Ontology annotation, cellular component: NatC complex. Bases 327 to 704 code for a protein of 125 amino acids. The transcript has 3 exons. The record is from RefSeq and is a predicted model, not a curated record.